Messenger RNA from Nanorana parkeri, 882 nucleotides. RefSeq names its product DNA-directed RNA polymerase II subunit RPB1-like. NCBI's taxonomy places the organism in Eukaryota, Metazoa, Chordata, Amphibia, Anura, Dicroglossidae. Bases 1 to 882 code for a protein of 293 amino acids. The transcript has 3 exons. The record is from RefSeq and is a predicted model, not a curated record.
AUGGGAGAGAAGUUCACAAUUUACCUCAUUGAACACAACGCAGUGGAAGUGUUAAAGGAGACGGAGAAGAACACGGCGCCCGCCACCGAUGUGGACGGUGACAAUUGCGGGGUUCCUUUACAUCGGAGAGUCAUGAUGCCAACCAACGCCAACCAACGACCCUCCGCCAACCAACGAUCCUCCGCCAACGACCGACCCUCCGCCAACCAACGACCCUCCGCCAACCAACAACCCGCAAUAAAUCCCCCUGACUCGACAUCACGUAUAGUCUAUACUUAUGUCGGCCCAAGCUAUCCAGGGAAGUACAGCCCCAGCCAUCCAGAGGAGUACAGCCCCAGCUAUCCAGAGGAGUACAGCCCCAGCUAUCCACGGUACAGCCCCAGUCAUCCAGAGGAGUACAGCCCCAGCUAUCCACAGUACAGCCCCAGCCAUCCAAAGGAGUACAGCCCCAGCCAUCCACAGUACAGCUCCAGCCAUCCAGAGGACAGCUCCAGCCAUCCACAGUACAGCCCCAGGCAUCCAGGGAGUACAUCCCCAGCUAUUCAGAAGAGUACACCCCCCAACCAUCCAGAAGAGCACAACCCCAGCCAUCCAGACAAGUACAGCCCCAGCCAUCCAGAGGAGUACAACCCCAGCCAUCCAGAGGAGUACAACCCCAGCCAUCCAGAAGAGUACAGCCCCAGUCAUCCAGACAAGUACAGCCCCAGUCAUCCAGACAAGUACAGCCCCAGCCAUCCAGAGGAGUACAACCCCAGCCAUCCAGAGGAGUACAACCCCAGCCAUCCAGGAGGAGUACAGCCCCAGCCAUCCAGAGGAGUACAGUCCCAGGCAUUUCCUUUAUUUGGAGAAAUGUGUGAUCUGCCCAUGCUGACCUCUCUCUGA